Messenger RNA from Suillus fuscotomentosus, 423 nucleotides. RefSeq lists its product as uncharacterized. The record is from RefSeq and is a predicted model, not a curated record. The transcript is spliced from 2 exons. Lineage: Eukaryota; Fungi; Basidiomycota; Agaricomycetes; Boletales; Suillaceae. The annotation marks the transcript as partial.
CUGCUAGCUGAAAACCCGUCUCUACUACUUAAUGAGAUCGGUAAAUGGCUCGCCAUAUAUCAUGAUCAGCCAAUAUCCACGCCAGCUCUUUACCGCAACCUCAGGGACUUUGGGCUCACCUACGAACACUUGAAGAGGAUAGCAGCCGAACAAGAUGACGGUUUCCGAGCUGAUUGGUUGCACAACAUGAUAGCCAACUAUACAGCUGAGCAGCUCGUGUUCCUGGACGAGUCAAGCAAAGAUGACCGCACCAUACUUCCUAGACAUUGUUGGUCUCAUGUCCGCUUAAACGGGGGCAUUCGAUACAGUGUGCCGCCAGCUCUCACUAUUGAUGGCUUUCUGACUGUCCGAGGCAUUGAGGGAUCUACUAUAGACGGUGCGGAGUUCUACGAUUUCGUUGUUAACGAUGUAGAAAGUGCAUUC